CUCUCCCAGCAGGCCUUGCGGCGUCCUUUUCCGAUCCAGAUUUCAACAUGGGUCGCGUUCGUACGAAGACGAUCAAAAAGGCGGCGCGGGUGAUCAUCGAAAAAUACUACACCAGGCUUACGCUCGACUUUCACACAAAUAAGCGGAUAUGUGAGGAGAUAGCCAUUAUUCCCAGCAAGAAGCUGAGGAACAAGGUUGCAGGGUUUGUGACCCACCUGAUGAAGCGUAUCCAGCGAGGACCAGUCCGUGGUAUCUCCAUCAAGCUGCAGGAGGAGGAGAGGGAGAGGAGAGACAACUACGUUCCUGAGGUGU
Branchiostoma belcheri (Belcher's lancelet) is the source of this 312-nucleotide messenger RNA. Its product is annotated as 40S ribosomal protein S17. Gene Ontology annotation, molecular function: structural constituent of ribosome. Lineage: Eukaryota; Metazoa; Chordata; Leptocardii; Amphioxiformes; Branchiostomatidae. Gene Ontology annotation, cellular component: ribosome. Gene Ontology annotation, biological process: translation. The record is from RefSeq and is a predicted model, not a curated record.